AUGCCUUUUGACCUUACCAAUGCUCCUUCCAUGUUUCAAGGGUUAAUGAAUGAAGUAUUUAAGCCUUAUCUAAGGAAGUUUGUUCUGGUAUUUUUUGAUGAUAUUCUUAUCUAUAGUAAGACACUGCAAGAGCAUUUACAGCAUUUGAAGAUGGUUCUAGAACUUCUACAGUCUCAUAGAUUUUUUGCUAAGGCUUCUAAGUGCACCCUUGGAAGCAAGGAGGUGGAAUAUUUGGGGCAUCUAAUUUCUAAGGCAGGAGUCAAAGUAGACCCACAGAAGAUAAUUGCCAUGCAAGGAUGGCUUGUUCCAACAAAUCCCAAAGCCCUAAGAGGAUUUCUAGGCCUCAUAGGGUAUUAUCGGAAAUUUGUACAGGGAUAUGGAAUAAUUGCAGCACCCCUAAUAGCACUCUUGAGGAAGAACUCAGUUGUAUGGACAGAGAAGGCACAAAGGGCUUUCAAUCAAUUAAAACAAGCAAUGAUCAACCCCCUAGUUCUCAGGGUACCAGAUUUCUCUAAACCAUUUGUGGUGGAAUGA
Molecule: messenger RNA, 534 nt
Organism: Olea europaea var. sylvestris
Lineage: Eukaryota; Viridiplantae; Streptophyta; Magnoliopsida; Lamiales; Oleaceae
Exons: 1
Coding region: 1-534 (177 amino acids)
Source: RefSeq, a predicted model, not a curated record